AUGACGGCUGAAGAUAUAAGAAAAGCGGAUGAACUUGUCAUUAAACUCCAUCAAAAUCAGAAGAGCGAGUUGAUCGCAUCCAAAACGCAAAGGAAGUUGAAUAUAGUCAAGUACAAGAAUGGAAUUUGGAAAUGUUAUGGACGAUUGGGUGAAAGUCACAUUUCCGAAGAUGCAAAGAAUCCAACCGUUGUUACUCCAGACAGCGGUCUUGCUAGACUGAUAAUUCGAGAAGCGCAUGGGAAACUCCAUUGUGGGACAGCUCUUACAAAGGCCGAAAUACGGAAAAGUUUUGGAUUCCAAAACUACGGCAGCAGGUGA
Molecule: messenger RNA, 318 nt
Organism: Strongylus vulgaris
Lineage: Eukaryota; Metazoa; Nematoda; Chromadorea; Rhabditida; Strongylidae
Source: the annotation of a GenBank genome assembly